CGCCCCCGAGCAGCGCGGAGCGAAGGCUGAGAGUGGCCGUGCGCCGCCGCCAUGGUGUUGAACCCGGUUCUGGGGAAGCUGGUCAGCAAGCGGGUGGUGCUGGCCAGCGCCUCGCCGCGCCGGCAGGAGAUCCUCACCAACGUGGGCCUCCGGUUUGAGGUGGUUCCAUCCUGGUUUAAGGAGACACUAGAAAAGUCAUCUUUUACAGCCCCUUACGAGUAUGCUGUGGAAACAGCAAAACAGAAAGCUCUUGAAGUAGCAAACAGAAUGCAUUUAAAGCAUAUGAGAACACCUGAUGUUGUCAUAGGAGCAGACACUAUUGUGUCUGUGGAUAAGCAGAUCCUGGAGAAACCAGUUGAUAAGCAAGAUGCUUACAGGAUGCUAUCCAGGUUAAAUGGGAAAGAGCACAGUGUUUUCACAGGAGUGGCUAUUAUACACUGCCACAGUAAAGACAAUCAGCUAGAGAUGGAAGUCACUGAUUUCUAUGAAGAGACUAAAGUAAAAUUUUCUGAGCUGUCUGAAGAGCUCUUAUGGGAGUACAUUCACAGUGGAGAGCCAAUGGACAAGGCUGGUGGAUAUGGUAUCCAGGCCCUUGGUGGAAUGUUAGUUGAGUAUGUCCAUGGAGACUUCUUGAAUGUGGUGGGAUUUCCUCUGAAUCACUUCUGCAAAAAGCUGGCAGAAUUGUACUAUCCACCCUCUAAACAUAACAUACAACAUAAAAAGUAUGACUCUAUCCCUUCUGUGGACACUUUUGAGAACCUCAGUGAUGGAGAAUCUUCAAAUUUCACAGAGCACAAAGUUGCUAGUAAGUUGGACCACAGUGGGAUGCAUUCCUCAGGAGCUGCUUACACUUCUGAAAACACUUCUGCUGUCAGAACUGGUUUUACAGUACCUUUGGAAAAUCAGAAUGGAGUGUCACAGAGUGCACCAAAACUUCCAUCCAAAAUUCUAGAGCUGAUGGAUGGUUUUAGAGCUUCAAAGGCUCUGUUUGUAGCCUCUAAGCUGAAGAUAUUUGAUCAUCUCAAACAUAAAGGUCCAACGAAGGCUGUGGAUAUUGCAAAUGAUGUUGGAGCCUCUGUAUGUGGAACUGAAAGACUCCUUGAUGCAUGUGCUUCUCUUGGAUUACUGGAGAAAACACCACAAGGUUACAGUAAUACAGACUCAGCAAAUACCUACCUGACCUCAGAUGGUAAAUAUUCACUGCAUGGCUACAUUAUCCAUUCUAAUGACCACCUUUGGCCUCUCUUCACAAACUUGGAGUUUGCUGUCAAAGAAGGGAGCAGGCAGAAUCAUCGAGCCUUUGGAAAGAAAGCAGAUGAUCUAUUUAAGGACUAUUAUCACAGCCAGGAAGUAAAGCAACGUUUUAUGGCUGCCAUGCACAGCAUUGCUCGCCUGACAGCAAGAGAUGUGGCUACAGCAUUUGAUCUUUCACAGUUUAAAUCUGCUUGUGAUUUAGGAGGUUGCACUGGAGCUCUGGCUUAUGAAUUAGUACAAGUAUACCCAAAUCUCAAGGUCACAGUAUUCGACCUUCCAGAAGUCAUUGCAAACACCUCUUACUUUCAGCCUUCAGGACAGCACACUGCUCCAGUAACAUUUGUGUCAGGUGACUUCUUCAAGGAUAAUCUUCCAGAAGCAGAUCUUUACAUCCUUUCACGUGUUCUUCAUGACUGGCCUGAUGAAAAGAUACACGUGCUGUUAAGCAAGAUAUCAGCUGUUUGCAAACCAGGAAGUGCCUUGCUAGUGGCAGAAACUGUGCUUGAUGAACAGAAGAUGCACCCUUCAGUAGCUGUGCUACAAUCCCUCAGUAUGACUGAAGGCAAGCAGAGAAGCAGCUCAGAAUAUAAACAGCUACUGGAGAAAUACGGAUUCACAGAUGUACAAAUUAAGAUCACAGGAAACUUAUUAGAUGCUGUUCUGUGCUUCAAGAAGAAUCUGUCACUGUAGUGUGCCCACAACCAAUCUGGAAUGCUGAAUUUUCUCCCCUUGUGCAAUAUACCCAUUAUCAACCAACUUGUUUUGGCAGCUGAGGAUCAUUUUGGCCCUUUGUCUGAAGCCUAGCUGUUACAGGCUCUGGAUACAAGCUGGAGUGCAGCUUCUGCCACAGUGAAUUCUGUGCAUUUUAAAAAGUGUCUGGGGCAGGCUGAAACACCUGCAUGUGAAAUACCUUAAUGUCCAGUUCUUCUGUAUACUGUAUUAAGCUUAGACUUGGCAUAGCUGUGUAUAGCAUGUCAGGUUAAAACUGCAGACUAGUACUGAGCUACAUCAAUGUCUUAGUUUUCUUGGGCCAUAAAAUUAAAGAGAGUUCUCCUUCUGCAGUGUAUUCAGUGGUUAUUACUAAUUUUUAUCAAAAAUAAAAAAAUUAAUAUUGUACCAUCUGCCUGAA
Molecule: messenger RNA, 2383 nt
Organism: Melospiza georgiana
Lineage: Eukaryota; Metazoa; Chordata; Aves; Passeriformes; Passerellidae
Gene: ASMTL
Product: acetylserotonin O-methyltransferase like
Exons: 13
Coding region: 52-1944 (630 amino acids)
Molecular function (GO): O-methyltransferase activity; nucleoside triphosphate diphosphatase activity
Source: RefSeq, a predicted model, not a curated record